Messenger RNA from Doryrhamphus excisus (bluestripe pipefish), 4284 nucleotides. RefSeq names its product UBA domain containing 2 (gene ubac2). The record is from RefSeq and is a predicted model, not a curated record. Gene Ontology annotation, molecular function: serine-type endopeptidase activity; protein binding. Lineage: Eukaryota; Metazoa; Chordata; Actinopteri; Syngnathiformes; Syngnathidae.
CUUCACUUCCUGUUCUUCACUACUCGUCCCAACAUGCAUCGCUUGGAGAACUUCAUUUGGCUGUUUUGUUUUUAGUUUUACAAGUCAAUCCCUUGUGUUAUAAAGCCACUCGACGCCAUGUUUACCACCACUGGUUCCCGGGGUUUGUACAAGGCGCCUCUGUCUAAGGGCCUCCUGCUGGUGCUUAGUGGGCUGACGGUGAUGCUCAGCCUCCUUCCACAGUACCAACACAUGUUCGAGUACAACCUUCAGGCUGUCAGUCAGCAGCAACAAGUGUGGAGGUUGUUGUGUGGCCGGCUGGUGUGUCUCGACGUGAAAGACUCCUUCUGCAGCGGCUUGCUCAUCUACAAUUUCAGGAUCUUUGAGAGGAGGUUUGGCUCCAGGAAGUUUGCUUCUUUCAUGUUGGGUACUUGGUGUCUCUCUGCACUACUGGACCUCCUAUUGGCUCAGGCUGUCUACUUUCUCUUUGACUACGAGGUGGAGGAGCUUCCUGCAGGACUGCUGGCCCCGGUCUUCUCCCUCUUUGUGCCUUUUUACUGGUCCAUCCCUAAGGUGCCCGUCACCCAGGUGCUGGGCCACAUCAGCAUCACCAACAAGACUCUGGUCUACAUAGUCGGGCUGCAGCUGUUGACAUCCAGCCCUUUCAUGUGGCUACUGGCGCUCAGCGGACUGAUCUCAGGUGGUUUGUACCACGGCAACAUUCUCUGGGUGCGGAAGAUUCUCUUUGUGCCCGCUUGGUUCUGUUUCGUCGCACGUUACAUCCUGGAGCCCAUCUUUUCCAGCUCACAACCAACCGGCGAGGCUCCUCUCGGGAUGGGCGCCACCCUGGACAUCCAGAGACAACAGCGGAUGGACCAACUGGAUCAACAGCUGCUGCUGGCCCAGUUCAACGAGGCCCACCUGAACGCCAGACAAACGCCACAGGCCGGGUUGCUACAGUGGACCAGAUUGUUUCCCACGCUGAGGCAAAGAGCACAGAACCGGGCCCCCGCGCAGCCCGGCCCACAGGCUCAGACGCACCCCUCCGCUCAGGCGCCGCCACUGGACAACUCUGUUGCAGAGGAACAGGUCGCAAGGCUGGUAGAAAUGGGUUUCUCCAGAAUGGACGCCCUGGAGGCCCUCAGAGCGUCAAACAACGACAUCAACAUGGCUACCAAUUUCCUCCUGCAACACUGAGAGAGAGAGACAGACGGAGAGCGAGCGAGCGAGCGAGAGAGAGAGAACUUUGGUGUGAGAGCAGGAAAUCCGUAGACGCAAACUAAAGCAGAAGAGACGUGGUGGCAAAGGCAAAUAUUGCCUGUACAGGUAAAUACAAGGCACCGUGCUGCCGAUUGCGCCUCAAGACGGAACAGUUCUGACCCGCAGAGGAUUGGGAGCACAAAGUGGGACACCACGGGCGGGGGCGGGGGGGCCAGAUAUAGUGUAGCGUUCAACAACAACAACACAAAACCCACAUGUGUUGAUCUUUUCUACUUUCGCCCUGGUAAUAUAUGCAAAACACCACACAACAGAUACGCCAUAUAUUUUUAUAUAUACAGUAUUCAUCUCACACUGGAUUAAUAAGCCCCCCCCCUUGCUUGUAUUUAACUCCGUAGGAAGGUUAAACAGUCCAGGACGAUCGAAAAACUACAAAUACCAAGCACAUGACCUUUUUAGUACCUUCAUGCUAACGCUGGCUUCUUCUUUCAUAUUUGUUUGUUUCAUGUCAGAAAGUGCAAACGAAACGACCGCUCACAACAUUAGGUACACCUAUGCUAAAUAGUGACGCUGUCACCAAUUUAAAAUGUGACCAGUUUUGUUGUUCAGAAAAUAAACAAAAAACACUAAAAAAAAAUUAGUCACACGAUAAAUGAAAAUGAUAUAUACGUAUAUUUCCAUGUGUGCCUGUUUUUGUCGUCUUUCGCUUCCAGACAGGGAGAGUCACAGAGUGCAUUGGUUCGGUACCUACGUAUAUGUGUCAUGGAACAACGGCGAACAGAGUGAGACCACACAGUUUUGCAGUUGCUUUGUCUCUGAGUGUGAGGCGGAGACGGUCGGCAUACAAACACAACAGAAGAGCUGAGCCGCAUGAGAAGCAAUACAAGGUAACGUCGUAGGAUUUAGGAGGGAAAAAGUUGCAAAUACCAAACACCCCCCCCCCCUUGUAGGAAUAUUAAUAAUGAGAAAGGUGAGCCCUUAACACAAAUGAGCCAGUUUAGACAAUAUAGUUUUAUCAACAAAACAAACUUGCCCGGCAUCAAACAUGUCCACUUGACCCAGUUUUCCAAUCGGGGGUGGGGGGGGGGGACUACACAUCGAGACAUUUUGUCGGUAAAGUAAAUGCAAACAUAGAAUGCAAAAAAAAUUUUCAUAGAAAGAAAAAAAAUGCUGCUCUUUAAUACAGUUGAAAACCCAGCAUUUCAAGAAAUGCUGCCUAUGUUUGACAGACAGUAGGAAUUGCCUGUGAGAAAUGUCAACCAAACAACAGCAGUUCUGCAACUUUAGAGAGUGAAAGAUGACAUUAAAGGAAAUUUAUUAUUAUUAUUAUUAUGUAUGAACAUUAGUGGUAUUUGGACUCAAAAAAUGUUGACUGUAAUAUUCCCCCCACCCCCGUGUAGGAAUAUUAAUAAUGAGAAAGGUGAGCCCUUAACACAAAUGAGCCAGUUUAGACAAUAUAGUUUUAUCAACAAAACAAACUUGCCCGGCAUCAAACAUGUCCACUUGACCCAGUUUUCCAAUCGGGGGUGGGGGGGGGGGACUACACAUCGAGACAUUUUGUCGGUAAAGUAAAUGCAAACAUAGAAUGCAAAAAAAAUUUUCAUAGAAAGAAAAAAAAGCUGCUCUUUAAUACAGUUGAAAACCCAGCAUUUCAAGAAAUGCUGCCUAUGUUUCACAGACAGUAGGAAUUGCCUGUGAGAAAAGUCAGCCAAAACAACAGCAGUUCUGCAACUUUAGAGAGUGAAAGAUGACAUUAAAGGAAAUUUAUUAUUAUUAUUAUUAUUAUUAUGUAUGAACAUUAGUGGUAUUUGGACUCAAAAAAUGUUGACUGUAAUAUUCCCCCCUCCCCCGUGUAGGAAUAUUAAUAAUGAGCAAGGUGAGCCCCUUAACACAAAUGAGCCAGUUUAGACAAUAUAGUGGUAUCAACAAAACAAACUUGCCCGCAUCAAACAUGUCCACCUGACCCAGUUUUCCAAUCGGGGGUGGGGGGUGGGGCUACACAUCGAGACAACAUAUCGAGACAUUUUGUCGGUAAAGUACAUACCGUAAAGUACAACAUAGAAUGCAAAAAAAAAUUCAUAGAAAGGAAAAAAAAUGCUGCUCUUUAAUACAGUUUCAAGAAAUGCUGCCUAUGUUUGACAGACAGGAAUUGGGGCCACACAUCGAGACAACACAUCGAGACAUUUUGUCGGUAAAGUAAAUGCAAACAUAGAAUGCAAAAAAGUUUUUCAUAGAAAGAAAAAAAAUACUGCUCUUUAAUAUGGUUGAAAACCCAGCAUUUCAAGAAAUGCUGCCUAUGUUUCACAGACAGUAGGAAUUGCCUGUGAGAAAUGUCAACCAAAACAACAGCAGUUCUGCAACUUUAGAGAGUGAAAGAUGACAUUAAAGGAAAUUUAUUAUUAUUAUUAUUAUUAUUAUGUAUGAACAUUAGUGGUAUUUGGACUCAAAAAAUAUUGACUGUAAUAUGACAAUAUAUUUCAAACUUUACAUACAAACAUUUCAAAAUGUACCUAUAUUGUUUUGGUUGUUUUGUGACACCGCUACCUAAUAGCGCAAAUGCUAAAAUAAGAUCAUAAACUGCAAAUGAAAACUUUUAAAAAGUGAUUUAGAGUGCAUGAGAAAGUGGAAAGGAAAACGUAGCGCACUUUUGACCCCACGGCCUUUUAUGCACAGCGCCUCAGCGCUUCCAGUGGUGUACCUAAUCUUGUGGCCAGCGAGUCUAAAUCUCCAAAAGAUUUAUUUAUGUCCCCUAAUCUGCCUUUGCAGAUAUAUUAACGCAUCUGAAGCCCAACAACUUAAGUGUUUAAUUUAUUAUGCAAUAAAUACCAACAGCGGCUGUGCCUAAGCAUAGCGCAUACUACAGUACAGCGUGUUUAUAUAAUGAUAAUGAUGUACUACAGGCCGUCGUCAUGUAUUGUAGUUAGUGACGGGUACCAGUUUUGUGCGGAAUGCUAAUACGUGAGCACUUUGAUUUGUGGUCAGAGUGAGCUAAUCGUGUGUGAUGAUGGACAUGUUGCAUGGAUUCACUCUUGUGGCACACUGGAACAAAUCCUUCGCUGUGUGAAAUAAAUCAACUUGCCGACUGAA